Messenger RNA from Adelges cooleyi (spruce gall adelgid), 1193 nucleotides. Its product is annotated as vascular endothelial growth factor C-like. Gene Ontology annotation, cellular component: membrane. NCBI's taxonomy places the organism in Eukaryota, Metazoa, Arthropoda, Insecta, Hemiptera, Adelgidae. The transcript is spliced from 7 exons. Gene Ontology annotation, biological process: positive regulation of protein autophosphorylation; positive regulation of cell population proliferation. Gene Ontology annotation, molecular function: growth factor receptor binding; growth factor activity. The record is from RefSeq and is a predicted model, not a curated record. Bases 56 to 985 code for a protein of 309 amino acids.
CGCUAUAGUGACACCGCAGACGCCAGACAGGCCGCACGUAUCGCCGCCCGACGACAUGCCGCCGUACGCGAACCUCGCCCGCUUAAUCGCCGCAUCAUUAUUGCUAGUAUGCACGUGGCUGGUCGCGGCCACCGACGCUUUGGCUGCCCGACAGAGUACCGCCAUAAAAUUCCAGGAUUUCCCGACGGACGCCGAGCAAAUGGACCGACCUUGCUGCGGCGGAUCAGCCGCUAUGGGCAACCGUGACGUCAGCCGAGGGGCACGAGAGAUUCCUCUAAAUGUCAUAAGGGAGCUGAAUAAGGUGUCGAAUGUUUCAGACCUGUUCAGAAAGUUCUUGCCGGACGUUGAUGUGUACGAAGCCCAACAACUCGUUGCCACUUCUGGUCUUCAAACUCGUACUAUAAUGAACAUCGAGAGAAAAUCUGCUCUCAUGCCCAAAGCUUCUGGCUGCACUCCCGAGUACAGGUCGGUCAACUUAAAAGAUAACGACGACCCGAGCUUAUACUAUUAUCCACCGUGUACCCGAGUGAAUCGAUGUGGAGGCUGUUGUGCUCAUGACCUGUUAGCCUGUCAACCAACCAAAGCUGAGAUGUUAAACUUCGAGGUAAUGGUCUCGCAGUACAACGAAGAGGGUAAAUUGGAAUACAAAGGACGCAAAGCCAUAACCGUCGAACAACAUUUGAAAUGUAAAUGCGAUUGCAUUGUCAAGGAACAGGACUGCAACCAUCUGCAAAAGUACCAUCCAAACGAAUGCCGGUGCGUGUGCAGCAACGAGGAAGACCAGGAAAAAUGCAAUGAGGAGCACGACAUCAAACUGUGGAACCCGGCAACGUGCACGUGCCAAUGCCGGGACGUACAAGAAUGCACUUCAGGGUUCAUAUUUGACUACACUACAUGCAGAUGUGAAGCCAGCACUAGGACCAGAAUAAGAAAUCCCACAUACGACUCUUUUAACCGGAACAGAUAUACUAUCGGAGAGACGUAGAACAGUAUCGAACUACCAAGGGGUAGGAAUGGCCGUAAGAUAAACACAGAAACUAGCCGUUUACCACCAAUUGAAUUAUUGUAUUAUUAUUAUUUAUUAAAUUUAUAAAACGCUACUGUUCAUUUAUUGUACAUUACAUUGUAAAUACUCAUUCGGAAAUAUGUUAACUUAUUAGUUUUCGUUCAGUUAAAUAAACUUGAAACGAAUU